AAUCAAUGAAUAUUAAAUUUCAAAUUUUGUUUUAAGGUUUAUUAUCAUUUUCACUGGUGCUGGGAAAACAACUGAAAAAUAAGAAAUGUCACGACAAAAUAAAGGCUGCUACCUUCUCUUUCUCUUCGCCCUACCUUGUGCUUCAUACAUCACUAGAUUGUCAUGCAAAUAUCACGCCAACUUUACAAUCAUCUCCGAUACGAAGUAUAAUGGGACGGUUCAAGAAACUCAUUCAACCGUUUCCGGCCAGGAUUGUGCUUCAUUGUGCCUAUCACGUGAUACCUGCUCGUACGUCAAUUAUAAUAUCAUUGACAGUACAUGCCAUCUCUUGGAAUUGGAUUCUGGGACGGAACAAAGUGCAAGUGGUUGGAAGUUCUAUUCGACAAAUUAUGGCGUGCAAAACAGAGGUCCAUUUUGUCAAUCAUAUUCACCUUGUCCACUAACUUCUGCCUGCAUCGACACUUGCACACACCCUUGGUAUCAGUGUAUAGAUAACCAGUUCCGAAAAGUGACAGACGCGGGAUACAAUUCUUAUCCAAACACCGGCGGUUAUCCAGCAUCAAAUAUAGCUGACAAUGACUUGGGUACAUUCGGUAAUACUGGUUCUGACCCUAACUCUUGGAUGUCAAUUAAUCUUGGCUUCAGAAGCGGUAUUCGAUUCAUAACUGUGAAAAUCUAUAGUCAUGCAAAUAACUACAAGUUAGACAUAGGAUAUAUCGACAGUAGAUAUGGAAAUAAAUUUUGUGCAGAUGUUCCAAGCAUUAUUUAUAAAGAAAUUAAGGUGGAAUGCAGCAGAUAUUUGAUUGGACAGUUUAUUGUACUUUAUCAUACAUCAGGUACCUACCUUCCUUUGUAUAUUUACGAAUUAAGUGCUUACAUCGACGUUUGAAUGAAUUCAUCUUGUUUUUGAAUAGAUGGGUUGCGGCGUGACGUUUUGAUUAUGUAAAAGAACAAUAGACAUGCGCACGCAUAUGCGCAGGUUAAAAAUAUAAACAACAGACCGCAAUGAUCUAAGACAAGAUCUGCGUUUAAGAAAUGAAUAUAAUAGUUGACAAAAAAAACCAAUUCCAAUGUAUUUUUAAUUUUGUAUUCUUGAAAAUCUAUAAAUCAAUCGGCAAUUUGACCCAUGUGUUCCUUUCUUCUCUCGCCUUUCAAGAUGCGCGCGCAUGUACGUGACUCUGUAAACACUGGUAACUCAUCUAUAAGCAAUGACCGACGCGUAGAUUAAGUUAGGCAUUAAAGUUAUAAAGACGAAAUUCCACUUCAUCGUGCGUCCGAGAGGCACAAUGUCCCCUGGAAACAGAAAUACGCGCUCAAAUUCAAAAUAGCGGCGAUUCAGCAAACUCAUGGUUAAAUUACGUUAUGAUACACAGUGCCGUAACCGCCGGGGGGGGGGGGGGCACUGUUCUACUCAUGGUCAAGAUCACUGAAUGUUUUAAGGGGGUGGCAGCACAUUUUAAAAAGUCCAAAUGCGAUGUAAAUUUUCUAAAAAGUGGCAGCACUCUUAAAAUUUUUAGUGUUCUUAUCAUUUUUUAUAUUAUUGUAGUCGUGUAAUGUAACUAUGUAUCUCUUUCUAUCUUUUGGUGUCUGAUUGAAAUUUUUAUCUAAAUUUUUAUGCCAAUUAAACAAUGCAGCUUUUGUAAAUUACAAAAAUAUCGAAACAUUCUUUUUAACAUUCAACCAUGAGAUCGUUGACGUCUGGUAGUGAUUUUCCGCCAAUCCAGAGAUGUAAAUUUUACAAAUUUCCCUAACGGCGCUCACCAUGGGGGGCGUCUAGGGUAGCCACUAUAUAAAGCGAAA
This is a messenger RNA of Hydractinia symbiolongicarpus, 1800 nucleotides long. RefSeq lists its product as uncharacterized. The coding region runs from base 86 to 889 and encodes 267 amino acids. The transcript has 4 exons. The record is from RefSeq and is a predicted model, not a curated record. Lineage: Eukaryota; Metazoa; Cnidaria; Hydrozoa; Anthoathecata; Hydractiniidae.